Cryphonectria parasitica EP155 is the source of this 747-nucleotide messenger RNA. Its product is annotated as ribosomal protein L6. Bases 1 to 747 code for a protein of 248 amino acids. Gene Ontology annotation, molecular function: rRNA binding; structural constituent of ribosome. Gene Ontology annotation, cellular component: ribosome; mitochondrial large ribosomal subunit. NCBI's taxonomy places the organism in Eukaryota, Fungi, Ascomycota, Sordariomycetes, Diaporthales, Cryphonectriaceae. The record is from RefSeq and is a predicted model, not a curated record. Gene Ontology annotation, biological process: translation. The transcript is spliced from 3 exons.
AUGCUCGGCCCAAGCGCAUCGAGGGCUGCGAUACGCGCCUCCCCGAUCGCAACGCUUCCGGCCUUCCUCGUUCCUGCGCUUGCCAGCGCACCGGCCUCGCAAAGGCAAUUCUCCGUGUCGACCUCGCGGCAGUCCAAGCUCGGCCGCACGCCCAUCUCGAUACCGCCCGGCGUCGAGCUGACGAUCGGCGAGCCGUACAUCAUAAGGGACUACACGACGUAUAAGCAGACGCCGAAGAGGACGGUGUCGGUGGCGGGGCCUUUGGGCAAACUCGAUCUCAAUGUUCCUAUGUUCUUGAAACUCGAUCAUGACCCGGAGGCGAGGAAGCUAGUCAUUGGCAUCGAAGACAGGACGGAGAAGCAACAGAAGGCGAUGUGGGGCACAACAUGGGCUUAUAUUCAACGCUACAUAAUUGGCGUGUCAGAAGGCCACACCGCCGUACUUCGUCUCGUGGGUAUCGGAUACCGUGCCUCCAUCGACAAGCGGCCCGAGCUCGAGGAAUACCCAGGCCAGGACUUCGUCUGCCUGCGCCUCGGCUUCUCGCACCCGGUCGACUUGGGCGUGCCGAUAGGUAUUAAGGCAUCGACGCCACAACCCACCAGAAUCUUGUUGGAGGGUAUCAACCGGGAGCAGGUGAUGCAGUUUGCGGCCGAGAUACGGAGGUGGCGUGUGCCGGAGCCGUAUAAGGGCAAGGGUAUCUUUGUGAACGAUGAGACGAUCAAGCUGAAGCAGAAGAAGAUCAAAUAA